GCGUCCGCCAUAUUGAAUGUGGCGUUCGAAUGUUCUUUUUUCAUAACUUCUGUGUUUCGUUCCACUUUUGUUUAUUAUUUUUUAUUUUAGCUCUUACUGUAGUAAACAAUGACCUCAUAACAUUCAUUUCCGGUAGUUUAGCAAUACUUCCUUAGAGAUUAUAGCAAAAAAAAAAAAAAGAAGUCAUUAUUUAGGUUCAAUAUAAAACUAAAGACCCUGAAUGCUAUUCGGACAAAAAGGCUAGAUUGACAAAGAAGAAACUAUUUAUUUAUUUACUUGUUUUAUUUUAUUUAUUUUUGCUUUUCUUUGAUACCAAGUUGCUUCUUUUAUCUUAAUGUGAGCAGACACGCAAACACUAGUCCUCUCACCUAAAAUAUAAAAUCAUCAAAUGUUAACUGUAUUCCGUCGUGCGAGUCACGAAACUUUUAGAAAUUACUCGGAAUUUGCAACAUCUUCUUUACUGCGGCGCCAUCGUGUGGCCAAAUUCACCCAAAAAACAACAAAACGACUCCUUUAUUCUGCCGCGUCAAAACUGCUUUCUGUCCCGUUUGUGCGCAUGUGACUGUCGAAUUUUGGGCAAAAUCUGACAUCGACGUGACUCGUCAGAGAACGUAACGCAACAGGUUUCUCUGUUCGGCCAGAGUUCCAGACAGAAGGAUUAAAGCCUUUGGAGAAGUUGGUCAAGAUUAGCAAUCUGCCUUUGUUAAAACAGUUGAAUACUUUUAGAGUACUGAUUAUUACUACUUUAUCUUCACAAGAAUAGAUUUUCUCUAUUCUUAUAAAUCACAAUGAGAAGAAGUCCUCGACUACAAUUAUCGGGUUACUACAACUCGGAGGGACUGCCCACCGUCUCCUACAGGGACUAUUCUUAUAAAGACUUCAGGGAGCAAAAGAGUCCUAGAUAUGCCAACUUCGGCACAUACUCGUUAGUAGACACCGUCCCUCGCAUAAACAUGGGCAUGGACAUGGAAAUGGACUCAGAUGCAGAAACCAUUCCAUACAUAGACAUAGACACGGACUCAGAUGCAGAAACCAUUCCAUAUAUAGACAUGGACUCUGAUGCAGAAACCAUCCCAUAUGUAGACUUGGACAUGGAUUCAGACAUGGAAUCCAUCCAUUACACAAGCUUCAACAUGACCACUGAAGCGCGGAUGACAGCAGAAGAAGAAUCCCACUUUGAAAACAGAAGGAGGACUGCCAUUAGCAGAUCAUUCCCCAAAAUUAAGCACGGGGAGAACAUUUUCGUUUUCUUCGUCACAUGCCUCCUGAUUUUUGUUCUGACUUACCUGAUUUAUGCCAUGAGCUUUCCACUUGAAGAGUUUCCUGCGUCCCCUUUUGCAGAGGACAUAGCCUUCAACACAUACUGCAAAGGGAAGAUAAUAGACCCAAUAGUGCUGAAGAAGACUCUGACGGGCUCAAUGAUUAUGAAUGACUACUGUUUCCCACCAUAAAUUAGCAUCAGCAUCACAGAAUGGGACACUGCGUUCAGAGAAUAUCACUGAAAUCGCACCUCAAUUUUCUUUGUUGUUUAUGAUUUCUCUCUAACUGUGUGUCUGUGUUUUAAGGUCCAAAUCAGAUCCACACACAGGACAGAGCUAUGGAUAGGUAAGUAUGGAGGUAAGUAUGCCUACACGAGUUCAAUCAAGUUGAAAACAUUCAUUCAAACUUCUUGUGUGAAGUCUGUAGUUUUAAAAAAUACCAUCAGAAUUGUUCGAUUUUCACUCUAAGAUGAAUUCUGGAGGGCAUAAAAGCGUAAAUCUUUACAACCUUAAAUAUUCAUUAAUAGUUCAAUUGGAAUAAGUUAGCAUCUUUAUUGUAGUGACAAAAAUGAAAUAAGUAUUUUUAGCGUUAAUUCGAGAAAGAAAGGGCUGCACAGUGGAACAGCGAGAAGAUCCAGGGUUUAAAUCCCAAUCUGAGGUCUCUGCAUGGAGUUUCAAUGUUCCCACUGUGCAUGCGUGGGUUCUCUCCAGGUGCUCUGGCUUCCUCCCACAAUGCAAAGACAUGACUGCUGGUUCAAUUGCUAACUCUAAAUUGCUCUCAGGUGUGAGUUGCUGUGAACUUACAUAGUUCACAGUCACACAAACUCAUGCUUCAGUUGAUCAGUUUUAUAUGACUAGUUUCACAUAAAACUAAUCACAGAAAUGGAUGUAAACUGUUACAACAGUUUGAUUGAUUCAAAUAACAGUUCAUCAGUGUAAAUCUUUACUUGACUGGUGGUAUUUUCAGUUUCGAGGUGUUCCACAACACGAGUGAGUAUGUUUUCAGUCAGACUCAGAUCCUCUGUAAGGAUCACAGGGCAUCGAAGAGUUUUUAUUGAGUUAUAGCUCAGCUUGGUGACUAGCAGCAGACCAGCCGACUGCAGAAUGCUUUGUCAUCCUCAAGGUCACUGAAUGGGUUUUCUCCAGGUGCUCUGGUUUCCCCCACCCCAAAAAAAAAAAAAAAAACCUGAAAGAAAUGAAAUUAGGAUUUUUGGAGAAAAAUCCCAAUUUCAAACCAAUUUAACACAGGUUUGCUAACUUGCACCUGUAAUUUCAGGACUAAUAGCUAAUGUACUCAGCUAGACUAAAUUGAGUGAAAAUGCAAAGGGAUACAGACAAACACAUUGUGUCCCUUUGCAAUUCAAUGUGUAUUAUACACACACAUUUUUAAGCCUUUAUUUCUGUACACUGUGAUGAUUUCCCACUUAAUUCUGGGAAAAAACAAAGCAUUAGAAUCACAUAAAUAUGUAUUUAUACAUAUGUGAUGCUCAUUUCACAGGUACAGUAUGUUCUCUCCUCGUGUGUGUUCAGUGACAUUAUGUCGACAUGAACUCUGUGUGUUCUCUUCUGAACUCCAGAAGCCCUGCCUUGCACCUCCACUCCCCAGCCGGUCGAGGCAGAUGGCCGCCCGUCCUGAGCCUGGUUCUGCUGGAGGUUUCUUCCUGUUAAAAGGGAGUUUUUCCUCCCCACUGUUGCCCAGUGCUUGCUCACGAUGGGGGAUUGUGUCACAAAAUGACUGCAAUCAGCUGGUUUCUUUAGAUAAAUAAAUUGAAUUGAAUUCGAA
Messenger RNA from Poeciliopsis prolifica (blackstripe livebearer), 3042 nucleotides. RefSeq lists its product as uncharacterized. The record is from RefSeq and is a predicted model, not a curated record. Lineage: Eukaryota; Metazoa; Chordata; Actinopteri; Cyprinodontiformes; Poeciliidae. Bases 789 to 1451 code for a protein of 220 amino acids. The transcript has 5 exons.